GAUUUCAUGGCGCCCGGCGGCAGCCGAGCUCCGCCGUGAGCGCGCGUGCGCGAGCCGGAGCCCCGCCACCGGCCACGUGCCCAACAUCCGGGGCUGCGAGCGGCCGUUGGCUGCUCGGAACGAGCGACGCCGCGGUCUGAAAUAGUUGAGUCUGGAGCUGUCGGUGACGCUAUUCCCCUUCCUCGCCAGAGAAAGCGCCCGAGCAAACUGUACCCGGCACUCAAGGUGAAGGCGGAGAACAAAAAAAUCCUCUCGUUAAACUGCAAAAUGGAUGCACAUCUUGCUCACAGUAUCAACAGUCCGACCAGCCCCUGUAAUGACAUGUUGAAAAAUAUUAGUAAUUUGGAGGCUAUACAACUGUGUGACAGAGAAGGAAACAAAUCACAAGAUAGUGGCAUUGCUGAGAUGGAAGAGCUCGCUGUUCCUCAUAACAUAAAAAUAAACAACAUCACAUGUGAUUCUUUCAAAAUCUCAUGGAGCAUGGAUUCAAAAUAUAAAGAUCGUAUCACACAUUACUUUAUUGAUCUGAACAAGAAAGAAACCAAGAAUUCCAAUAAAUUCAAGCACAAGGAUGUUCCUACUAAACUGGUGGCAAAAGCAGUUCCUCUGCCAAUGACAGUGCGUGGUCACUGGUUCUUGAGUCCCAGAACAGAGUAUACUGUAGCUGUUCAGACUGCCUCAAAACAAGGUGAUGGCGAUUAUACUGUUUCUGACUGGAGCGAAGUUGUGGAAUUCUGUACUGCAGACUAUUCCAAGGUUCAUCUAACACAGUUGAUGGAAAAAGCUGAAGCAAUUUCAGGACGGAUGUUGAAGUUUUCAGUUUUCUAUCGUAACCAACACAAAGAAUACUUUGACUAUGUUCGGGAGAAACAAGGGAAAAUAAUGCAACCUUCCGCAAAAGAUAACAGUGGCAGUCAUGGUUCCCCCAUCAGUGGGAAACUGGAAGGCAUUUUCUUUAGCUGCAACACUGAAUUCAACACUGGAAAACCUCCACAUGAUUCACCUUAUGGCAGAUACCGCUAUCAGAUCCCUGCUAGCAAACUCUUCAACCAAAACACAAACCUCUAUUUUGGAGAUUUUUAUUGUAUGUAUACAGCUUACCACUAUAUCAUCCUUGUUAUUGCACCUGUGGGAUCAGCAGGAGAUGAAUUCUGCAAGCAACGACUUCCUCAGCUAAAUAUCGCAGACAACACAUUCCUGACAUGCACUGAGGAGGAUGGUAGGCUGGUUUAUCAUCAUGUUCAGGAUGCUAUUUUAGAAAUAAUCUACACCGACCCUGUGGAUCUCUCUCUUGGUACCGUGGCUGAGAUCAGUGGCCAUCAGUUGAUGAGUCUGUCCACAGCAAAUGCAAAAAAAGAUCCUAGUUGCAAAACCUGUAAUAUUAGUGUUGGGCGUUAACUGAACAGUG
Pristis pectinata (smalltooth sawfish) is the source of this 1408-nucleotide messenger RNA. RefSeq names its product phytanoyl-CoA 2-hydroxylase interacting protein-like b (gene phyhiplb). The transcript is spliced from 6 exons. Bases 268 to 1398 code for a protein of 376 amino acids. Gene Ontology annotation, molecular function: protein binding. The record is from RefSeq and is a predicted model, not a curated record. Lineage: Eukaryota; Metazoa; Chordata; Chondrichthyes; Rhinopristiformes; Pristidae. Gene Ontology annotation, cellular component: cytoplasm.